Colletotrichum phormii is the source of this 939-nucleotide messenger RNA. Its product is annotated as putative polysaccharide biosynthesis protein. The record is from RefSeq and is a predicted model, not a curated record. The transcript has 4 exons. Lineage: Eukaryota; Fungi; Ascomycota; Sordariomycetes; Glomerellales; Glomerellaceae. Gene Ontology annotation, cellular component: cytoplasm. Bases 86 to 550 code for a protein of 154 amino acids.
CCUCUUCCAACCCCUCCACGCUCACACAAUCACCACCUUCUCUCUCAGCACAACUGAGCACAGCCAACCCAGAAACUCUGUCAUAAUGUCGGCGCCAGUUCCCUCCAACUUCAACGCCCAAGAGGCUGACAACCUCGAGGAUAUCGAGAAGCAAUUCGCCGUCAAGGUCGUCCAGCACAUGGAAACUUACUGGAAGAUCCUUGAGAAGGUCAAGGGCUCCACGCUGCGCCUGACCAAGAUCGACGACGAGAUCUACGAGCACCUGAAGACCGACUUCCCCGAGUUCGACCCCUCCGCAACCAUCAACGAGGAUGAGAUGAAGAGCAAGACCGGCAAGGAACGGUGGCGCAAGUUCAUGAUGGCCUACGAGAACAAGGUCGACGACUACAACUUUGGCACCAUGCUCCGCGCCAGCCCCAAGUUCGAGUAUGGCCAGAACGAGGUCAUUUUCGCGCCCCGUAUGCAGUUCUACGCCAUCGAGAUUGCGAGAAACCGUAACGGUCUGAACGACUGGGUCUACGAGAAGGCCCAAGCCGACAAGUCUAGCUAAAGGAGAGAUUUAUCCGACAAUGGACGCCGUCUUAUGAGACGUCGCCAACCAAAUAUUGACUUGCGAUACCACCCGUGCUUCAUCACCUCGGCCAGAAAGCGCUUCGCCCGAGUUGACAGGCUAUGGGCAUGAAUAUCGAGCUGCGAAUGGUCUCACGAUCUCGGACGUAGAAUCUCAUUGAGCUGGGAAUGCCACGGUUUCGACCCGGUGGCUGUAUGAUGCGUAUGGCAUUUAAGGUCUGGACAUCGCUCUCAUUUCACCAUCCUCGGCCAUGGCUCAUGAGAAGGCGAUAUCAUGGGACUUAAUCAUGCUGGUAACUUGAGCAAGGUAUAUACUUGAAACUGAGCAAUAUGCCAGGCAACUGAAAUCGAGAUACUCUUUUGAACUCC